CCGAAACAAAGUCUCUCACAAGUAGCUAUCAAAAACAAAGGGAAAGAGAGUUUGCUUGGGGCUUUGCUCACCAUCAUCCUCUUGCCUUGAAAAACUACUUCCGUGUCUCCCUCUCUGUCUACACACAAUCACACUCUUCUAUCCUUCCUUUAUAUAUAUAUAUAUAUAUUAUCUAUAUACACUCUUAACUCCAUUCACUCGUGUUGGUCUCUACACAAAGAGAGAACAAGCAAUAUGGAGAAUGGUGAGAAAGCAGUGGAGACGGUUGUUGUUGGGAACUAUGUGGAGAUGGAGAGUGAAGGGAAAGCUUCGGACAUGAAAUCUAAACUUUCCAACAUGUUUUGGCAUGGUGGCUCUGUCUAUGAUGCUUGGUUCAGCUGCGCUUCCAACCAGGUGGCGCAAGUGCUAUUGACGCUUCCAUACUCAUUUUCACAGCUGGGGAUGCUCUCAGGGAUUCUGUUUCAGCUCUUCUAUGGCCUACUGGGUAGCUGGACUGCUUAUCUCAUCAGCAUUCUCUACGUUGAGUACAGAACCAGAAAAGAGAGAGAGAAAGUUAACUUCAGAAACCAUGUCAUUCAAUGGUUUGAGGUUCUUGAUGGAUUGCUUGGGAAGCACUGGAGGAAUGUUGGGUUAGCAUUCAACUGCACCUUCCUUCUCUUUGGAUCUGUCAUUCAACUCAUAGCAUGCGCCAGCAAUAUAUAUUACAUAAAUGAUAACCUGGACAAGAGGACAUGGACAUACAUAUUUGGAGCAUGUUGUGCAACCACAGUAUUCAUUCCUUCCUUCCACAACUACAGGAUCUGGUCUUUUCUUGGACUGUUGAUGACCACUUACACUGCUUGGUACCUCACCAUUGCAUCCAUCCUCCAUGGUCAGGUAGAAGGAGUGAAGCAUUCGGGACCAAGCAAGCUGGUAUUAUACUUCACAGGGGCCACAAACAUUCUUUACACAUUCGGUGGACAUGCUGUUACAGUAGAAAUAAUGCAUGCCAUGUGGAAGCCGCAGAAGUUCAAGUCGAUAUACCUGUUUGCGACUCUUUACGUUCUGACGCUGACGCUGCCUUCAGCGUCUGCGGUUUACUGGGCGUUUGGCGAUUUGCUUCUAAACCAUUCAAACGCAUUCGCUCUCCUCCCAAAGAACCUUUACCGUGAUUUUGCAGUGGUGCUCAUGCUCAUCCACCAGUUCAUCACCUUCGGGUUUGCAUGCACGCCUCUCUACUUCGUGUGGGAGAAGCUGAUAGGGAUGCAUGAGUGCCGGAGCAUGUGUAAGAGAGCCGCCGUGAGGCUUCCCGUGGUUAUACCCAUCUGGUUUCUGGCAAUCGUAUUCCCUUUCUUCGGUCCCAUCAACUCAACUGUGGGAUCUCUCCUCGUUAGCUUCACCGUCUACAUCAUCCCUGCGCUGGCUCACGUCUUCACGUUCCGGUCAGCAGCCUCACGGGAGAACGCCGUGGAGCAGCCGCCGAGGUUUCUAGGGAGGUGGACAGGGGCGUUCACCAUCAACGCAUUCAUUGUGGUGUGGGUGUUCGUUGUUGGAUUCGGGUUCGGUGGUUGGGCCAGUAUGAUCAAUUUUGUUCACCAGAUAGACACAUUCGGCCUCUUCACAAAAUGUUACCAGUGUCCACCGCCGGUAAUGGCAUCGCCUCCUCCGAUCAGCCAUCGACCUCACGUCAACCACACACGUGGCCUUUGAAUCUUAAGCAACUAAUAAAAAGCGUAUUACACCGUUCACAAAAUUUUCGUUCGUUUCUUUAGUAGAUCUGUAUACCAAAGCACUAGUGUGUUUUUGGGUUGCGUUAUGGUUGUCAAUUUUUAUUAUCUUUUGGACGUUGAAAAAGAAAAAAAGACAAACUUAAGGAAUAAACAAGUGUUGUGUAGUCUUGGUAAAGGACAAAUGAACAGCACAACCGAACUUUGGAGAGAUACAACCAAAAUUACAACGAUUCGAAACUUAUGAUUGAUUAAACUUUUAACUGAAAUUAAAAUGCAGCAACGCUUGGAAUAUAAUAGAGGAGAUAGAAAAACAAACACCAUAACAACGAUUCGAAACUUAUGAUUGAUAAAACAUGCAAAUACGAAUCCAGCUUCUUACGCAUAACAAACACCAUAACAACAUGUCCUAAUAAACCGAAAAAAAAACCGAGGAGAUAGAAAAACAAAAGAAGAUAAGA
This is a messenger RNA of Brassica napus (rape), 2167 nucleotides long. RefSeq names its product auxin transporter-like protein 2. Lineage: Eukaryota; Viridiplantae; Streptophyta; Magnoliopsida; Brassicales; Brassicaceae. The coding region runs from base 235 to 1689 and encodes 484 amino acids. The transcript has 6 exons. The record is from RefSeq and is a predicted model, not a curated record. Gene Ontology annotation, cellular component: plasma membrane.